Messenger RNA from Haemonchus placei, 333 nucleotides. The record is from the annotation of a GenBank genome assembly. NCBI's taxonomy places the organism in Eukaryota, Metazoa, Nematoda, Chromadorea, Rhabditida, Trichostrongylidae.
CAGUCCCCACAGCAAAAAUGGAGCACAGUUGAACUGCAGCCCUCCAUACAAACGAGUUCUUUCACGCACCUGCAUUGAGAAGUAUCUCGUCAGCACUUAAUGACUGUAGAAACUGAUUCACAGGAUUCAGUUGAGUGAGCCAUCCAGAAUCCACAUUGUUCCUUGCCAAAAAUCGAACCGCUACCUUCAUGCCUGAUUUCGCACACUGCUGUAAUGGUGUAGCGAUGAACUUCACGGCUCGUUGGAAUUCUGCAUCAGUCGUUCUAUUUGAAAGGGCGAAUAGAUAAGUAAUGUGCCAAUAGUUGUUGAGACUUGGAUCUGGUGUAGUUGUAG